This is a messenger RNA of Notolabrus celidotus (New Zealand spotty), 1929 nucleotides long. It is a transcript of the gene pofut1, whose product is annotated as protein O-fucosyltransferase 1. Gene Ontology annotation, molecular function: peptide-O-fucosyltransferase activity. Gene Ontology annotation, cellular component: endoplasmic reticulum. The transcript has 7 exons. Gene Ontology annotation, biological process: protein O-linked glycosylation via fucose; Notch signaling pathway; regulation of Notch signaling pathway. NCBI's taxonomy places the organism in Eukaryota, Metazoa, Chordata, Actinopteri, Labriformes, Labridae. Bases 33 to 1232 code for a protein of 399 amino acids. The record is from RefSeq and is a predicted model, not a curated record.
GCGGCGCCGCGGUGCAUUGUGGGAGAUAAAGAAUGAUGGCGAGGAGUGAGCGCUCAGCCCCAUCAGCUCUGCUCUCUGCAACAUGUUUGUUUUUAUUAUCUCUUCUCCUUCAAGCAUGUCCGACCACCUCAGAGGAGCUGCAGUGGGACGAGCAGGGAUAUGUGCUGUACUGUCCGUGCAUGGGUCGCUUCGGGAACCAGGCGGACCACUUCCUGGGGUCUCUGGCCUUUGCUAAGAUGCUAAACCGGACCCUGGCAGUCCCUCCCUGGAUCGUGUACCGCCACCACACGCCCCCAUACACCAACGUCCACGUCCCCUACAGAGAGUUCUUCCAGCUGGAGGCUCUGUCAGUGUUCCACCGCGUGGUCAGUCUGGAGGACUUCAUGGAGCAGCUGGCUCCCAAACACUGGCCUUUAGGAGAGAGGAGAGCGUACUGCUUUGAGACUGCCGCUCAGAGGAGUGCAGAUAAGAAGUCCUGCCCCAUGAAGGACGGGAAUCCGUUCGGUCCGUUCUGGGACUAUGUGGGUGUGAGUUUCGACAGGUCUGUGCUGUUUGGUGGGAUUUCUUUCAGUGCGUACCAUCAGCCUCAGUGGAUGAAGAAGUUUCCUCCCUUGGAGCACCCUGUGCUGGCCAUGCCCGGCGCUCCAGCUCAGUUCCCGGUGAUGGAGGAGCACCUGGGUCUGCAGCGUUACGUGGUGUGGUCUGAGAAGAUGAAGAGUGAAGGCGAGGAGCAUAUCUCCAACCUGCUGAUCAGACCUUACAUCGGGAUCCACCUGAGGAUCGGCAUCGACUGGCAAAAUGCCUGUAAGAUGUUGAAGAGCGGGGACACUGGUCCUCACUUCAUGGCGUCUCCUCAGUGUGUAGGUUAUAACCGUCAGACUGCCUUGACCCUCACCAUGAACAUGUGCCUCCCUGACCUGGCAGAGAUCCGCAGAGCCGUGAAGCUGUGGGUGAAGAAGUAUUCAGCUCGCUCAGUCUACAUUGCCACCGACUCUGAGUCCCACAGCAGAGACAUCGAGAAGCUUUUCAAGGGCAAGGUGAAUGUGGUGACUCUCCAGCCGGACUCAGCUCAGAUGGAUCUGUUCAUCUUAGGACAAGCUGACCACUUCAUUGGGAACUGCGUCUCCUCGUUCUCCGCCUUUGUGAAGAGAGAGCGGGAUGUCCACCGUCUCCCGUCCUCCUUCUUUGGCAUGGACAAACCUGGGAAAGUAAACCCUAAAGAGGAACUCUGAGCGGGGUCACAGGGGGGUUUUCUGGAUGCUGAAUCUGCUAGAUGUGUUAGAUGUGACAGGUGGCCCAUCACUAGACUUUUAUCCCAUGAGAGAAGAAAGGGCUCAUGUGACAGGAUGUAGCAGGUCUGUGGUGAAGUAUACUUGAACUGUGUUAAUUUGGACACUGCUGCUACCAUGAACACUGUUUUAUCUCCUUCCUGAACACAAUGUGCUUCUAUCUGCUGUUCAUUAAAUUAAGACAGUCUUUCUGAAGGAGACACGGCAAGAUCUCCUGAGAUUUCCUUCAUCUGCUGCCGUGUCUGUAUCUUGUAUCUGUGACCAUGUUAGCAGGAGCUGUGGUGCCUUCACUGAAAAACAUGAUCGUGUUCUCCUCCCUCUUUCUGUUCUCUCCUCCUUGUCUCUCCUCCUCUCUCUCCUCCCUUCCCUCCGUCCUCAGAGAGCAGGGAGACUGUUCCUCUGAGGUCUGAUGAGAGGGAGCACAAAGAGACGCUCUCUCUGCCAGGACCAAAACUGAUGAAAUGUGUGUGUAUGGAAUAUGUAACAGGAGUGAGGUUAGUGAAUGCUAACAAAGGUAUCAGGGAUGUUUGCAGCGGUUGAUUUGCACUGGUUGAACUGAUGAUGUGGGGACAUGAAGGCUGUGAUUGUGUACUUUUAUAAGAUUUUUUUCACUAAUAAAAAGACAGUGAUUUACACAGCA